Messenger RNA from Aspergillus glaucus CBS 516.65, 1713 nucleotides. Its product is annotated as rhomboid protease PCP1. Lineage: Eukaryota; Fungi; Ascomycota; Eurotiomycetes; Eurotiales; Aspergillaceae. Gene Ontology annotation, molecular function: serine-type endopeptidase activity. Bases 1 to 1713 code for a protein of 570 amino acids. The transcript is spliced from 5 exons. The record is from RefSeq and is a predicted model, not a curated record. Gene Ontology annotation, cellular component: membrane.
AUGAGCAAUGUAUUCUGUGUCGCAUGGCGGGUUCCAUGCCCAGGGCUCCGGUCCCUGAGCAUGUCCCCGUCCAAUGCAAUUCCGCUCCGCUCCGCCUGUCGUGAUCUCCGCACUUCGCUCCCAUCGUGGUAUUCGAACUAUACCAGCCGACGGUCUUUCGAAUCGCUUGCGCCAUUUACCCUCUCCACAAGACGUCCUCUCCGUGUUGGAUUGAAUCCACCUUCUCCAGUUGCGAUUCUUUCUAGACCGUUCUCAUCUACCCGUUCCUCGUUGUCCGAAUCUACCCCUCCGGUUGAACAUGGCGUGCAGCUCCGUCGCGAACCGUUCUCUGCAGACGAAAUCAAAGCGAUUUUUGGAAAGUCAAAGGUCUCGCCCGCAGUGGGUAACCGGGUUCUUGCCGUUCUACAAGGUAGACGUGAGGCCGGUACUCUGGAUCUCGAUCUCCCGGAAGACGUAACACGUUCGGUCCGCAAGCUCAGUCUUGAUACAGCUCUCAAAUUUCUCCGCACAAACUACCCGCUCGACGAGGAUGCAGCGAUUCUUGCCCGCAUUGAGCGGGAAGAAGCGGAGGAGGAACAGAAGUUGAUUCGCCGUGCGGAAGAACUGGGAUUGUACAAACCGCAAAGUGGAACUUACGACGCUGAACGGGGUGAGAAGGGUGAUCCCUCUGGAAAGAGUGCUUUGUUGGAACUUCGCAAGCGAAAUGAGGCGCGUAUUUUGGAACAAGAAGAAAAGAAGCGCCAGGCAUGGCUUGAGGGUGAACAACAAGAUCUCGAAAUUCUGAAACAGCAGGCGGAAAAGAAUAAGGCGCUGCAAACGAUCGAUAACACCACAGCUCUGGAGGCUCGACCGCGCGCCGACCCCCAGCAACGCCCGCUAUUGGCCUGGAUCCAAAAACACCAUUUGCGUGGUAUGGAUAACGACGUCGAUGUAUCUCAAAUGACUAAUGCCCGUCGGAUCAUUCCAUCUUUGGCAAUAACAUUGCUCAUCAUCGGCCUUGCCUACGUUUUUGCCCAGAACUACGAACCUCCAUUGAAGCAGGACCGCAUGUUUCCCGAAACUCCUCCUGCUGCUGCGACAGCCAUGGCUAUUAUUGGUUUGAAUCUGGGUGUCUAUCUCCUGUGGAAGGUGCCACCGGCUUGGAGAAUGCUCAACCGGCAUUUUAUUAUCGUCAACGCGUGGCCUCGCGCAACUAGUAUGAUCGGAAGUGUCUUUAGUCACCAGAAAUUGAAGCACCUUGCGUUGAACAUGGGUCUCCUGUGGUUUAUUGGAACACGACUACACGAUGAUAUUGGCCGGGGAAACUUCCUAGCCCUAUAUAUGGCUGCCGGUGCCUUGGGCUCGUUUACGUCCCUUGCGGCACACACUCUGCUUCUCAAGGAUCUAGCCGCGACAUCUCUUGGUGCUAGCGGAGCAAUGUCAAGUCUCGUCGCUGCUUGGUGCAUGCUCCACUCAAACGACAAGCUCACUAUUUUCUUCCUUCCCCGCAAGUGGCAGGAAACCUUCUCAGCGCCCGGAUGGCUAGUCCUGGCUGGCUUCGUUGCCUUCGAGGCCGUGAGCAUGGUGACUCCUUUCCGUGCCGCCAAGUUCGACCAUUAUGCUCAUCUAGGCGGUUAUCUCACGGGUACGGUAUGGGCGCUUGCUUGGAAGGCAGAGCAGAAGAAGCGACGAGAGGAGAGAUCGUGGUGGGAGAAGAUUGUGUCUUCUGAUUGA